Messenger RNA from Pseudomyrmex gracilis, 5659 nucleotides. RefSeq names its product polypeptide N-acetylgalactosaminyltransferase 2 (gene Pgant2). The transcript has 9 exons. The coding region runs from base 104 to 1630 and encodes 508 amino acids. The record is from RefSeq and is a predicted model, not a curated record. Gene Ontology annotation, cellular component: Golgi apparatus. NCBI's taxonomy places the organism in Eukaryota, Metazoa, Arthropoda, Insecta, Hymenoptera, Formicidae.
AAACGAAAACAGAGCCCUGCGACUGAAAGAACCCGCGUCUCUUGCGCUCUCCGCCGGUGGAAAUUCCGGCGGUUACGUGGAUCCGGACGGGACGGCCAUUGUGAUGUCAUCCGAGCUUCUGCCGGCGCCGACUCCGGAUCCGAGAGUGACGUGGAAUUAUUUUGACGAACAAGGGUACGUUUCGAGAGGCGGUUUGCGGGCGGGCGAGGACCCGUACGCGAGGAAUAAAUUCAAUCAGGAGGCCUCCGACGGUCUUCCGAGUAAUCGUGACAUACCCGAUACUCGCAGCGCCAUGUGUAGAAUGAAACAAUGGAGACAGGAUCUACCACCGACUUCCGUCAUAAUUACUUUCCACAAUGAGGCACGUUCCACGCUACUCAGAACCGUCGUCAGCGUGCUGAACAGAAGUCCCGAACAUCUGAUCAAGGAAAUCAUUCUAGUCGAUGAUUUUAGCGACCAUCCCGAAGAUGGCGAAGAAUUAUCGAGAAUCCAUAAGGUUCGUGUGAUCAGAAAUGAAAAGAGAGAGGGUCUAAUGAGAUCGCGUGUUCGCGGCGCAGAUGCCGCUACAGCGAACGUACUCACAUUUUUGGAUUCCCAUUGCGAGUGCAAUGCCGACUGGUUGGAACCGCUUUUGGAGAGAGUAGCCGAGGAUCCAACCAGGGUAGUGUGUCCCGUAAUUGAUGUAAUCAGCAUGGAUACUUUCCAAUACAUCGGAGCGUCCGCUGAUCUCAGAGGUGGUUUCGAUUGGAGUUUGGUCUUUAAAUGGGAGUAUCUCAGCCAGUCGGAACGACAGGCGAGACAAAAGGACCCGACGCAGGCCAUUAGGACCCCUAUGAUCGCUGGCGGACUGUUUGUCAUCAACAAAGCGUACUUUGAGAAACUCGGCAAAUACGAUACUCAGAUGGACGUUUGGGGCGGCGAAAAUCUCGAAAUAUCGUUUCGCGUGUGGCAAUGCGGUGGCAGCCUCGAGAUUAUUCCUUGCUCACGUGUGGGCCAUGUAUUCCGUAAACGUCAUCCGUACUCGUUCCCCGGAGGUAGCGGGAACGUGUUCGCCCGAAACACGAGACGCGCCGCUGAAGUAUGGAUGGAUGAUUACAAGCAGUUCUACUAUAACGCUGUGCCGCUGGCACGAAAUAUCCCUUACGGAAAUAUCCAGGACAGAAUGGAACUGAAACGAAGACUGCACUGCAAACCCUUUAGUUGGUAUCUGAAAAACGUUUAUCCCGAGCUGGUUAUACCUACGAGCGAGGGUGGUCCCGGAGGAUCUUUGAAGCAGGGAACCGCCUGUUUGGACAGCAUGGGCCACCUUCUCGACGGGAACGUGGGUCUCUAUCCUUGUCACGAUACCGGUGGCAAUCAAGAAUGGGGUCUCACAAAAGACGGCCUGAUCAAGCACCACGAUCUCUGCUUGACCCUGCCGGUCUACGCGAAAGGCACCACGUUGCUGAUGCAAAUCUGCGACGGCAGCGAGAACCAAAAGUGGCGGCACUUGGAGGGUGGUCUCAUACGUCACGCCAGAAUCCCCGUGUGCGUGGACUCCCGGUAUCAUGCGCAGCGUGGCAUUACCGCGGAGAAGUGCGAUUCGAACGCCGAGACGCAGAGGUGGCAUCUCUACAAUCACAAUCACUAGCUGAUAUGGUUGCGGUGAAUGCGCCAUUCAUCCGCUGACUCUCUCGCUACUAAUCGUCGCGAUCGACAUGAUCGCCCUAUUCAAGGUCGAUCGCGUCAGAGGCGCGUUACUUAAUUAAGGCUAUCCGCGCGCGACCAGAUCGAUCGAUUUGGGCCGGGUUACUUAAUCUUAGAGAACUGCGCGUCCCCCCUGGUUACAACAAUAGUGGGCUCUUUAUGAUCUCCCGAAAAUAAUAUCGAUAAGGAGCCCGUCUUGUACCAAGCUGACUUGCAAGUUUUUGGCGCAGUUUAUAUGAAGUGGAGUCACAUGUGUCAUUGGACGGAAGAGAUCUAGAAAAAUUCUCUAGUGACUUACUAAAAGUGGUAUAUUACGGAAAACGCAAAAAAGAUAGGAAAAGAUUUAAGACUGCUUUAUAUAUUAUAUACAUAUAAUACUAAUCAAUAAACUUUUCGGUUUCGAUAUCUAUCGAAAUUCCAUCGCUUUUUUAUCUUUAGGCACUAAAAUGACACUAGAUCAUCUCAUGAGAUAUCUUUUUUUUUUUAUAAUGAUAACUGUACUAGAAUGUGAACAUUUCGCGAUUGAUGUGUAAAAUAAUGUUUAUAGUGAAAUGAGAUAAUGUAUAAAGACGCGGGAGCGUGUACGAUCACCGAUGCGAUGCGAAAGUUGUGCAUACACAGAGUAUCGCAAACUUUCGAAUGUAAGAAAAAAAAUGAACAAAAUUAGGUUGCUUUAUCGGGAAGAGAGUCUCUGUACACUGUUAGCCUCGAAGAGAGUGCCACAGUAAAGAAAACCAAACAAAAACUCAUUUGUUUCUGAGAUUUAAAAGAGAAUGAUGAGCAUAUGAAGAAUUUAGCGUUUCGUAUUAUGUGCGAAAUAUAUAAAUUUAGCGUGCGAUAAACUUGCUUAUACUAGUCUCGAGGAACUCAAUUUUCUUUGAGAAUUAUAUUACUUAAUCAAGAGUUUCCUUGUUGUUGUUGCGCAUACUUGCGAUUAUGUCUUCAAUUUGAAAAGUUUAAACAGUUAUAAAAACAUCAAUCAAACGUUAUUGAUAAAUAUUAUUGAUAAAAUACAACUAUAAAUAGAACUAUCGCAAUCAAGUCAUAUUAGUUAAGAAACGUGUGUACUUGAGCGUGUUCGACCAACGGACACAGCUCAUUUUUUUAUUUAUAUAUUUAUGUGUACUUUUUUAAAUGAAGAAAGCCAUAGCUUUUAUACACCUCUGGCGUUACUUCAUAUUUUGGAUAAUCGGUAUUAGGUUUUGUCACACCGUUUUGAGAUUAUGUUUUUAAGCGAAUAACCGCGCGGAGAAGCUUACACGAAACGACAAAACAAAUAAUGUUGUACAAGUUGGACAAAACUAUAUUUAAUUUCAAGUCACAUAUGACUUGUAUCCGCGAAAAGCUUCUUAGCGUUGCUAUCGGAUCAAACAAAGUCCGCAUACAUAUGUAUAUAUAUGUAUAAAUAAGUUGUUUUUAUCUGGUCUUAGGUUACGGCCCAGUUCAAUCCGCCGAUAAAAAUAUUUCCUCAAUCGAAUGAGAUAUCGUGCUGAACCAAAUGCUUUUCCGUCGAAAGCAUGCGCUACGAUUCACACAAAAAAGAGACUUAUUUUUGUAACUGAUUGUAUAAAUUUACUUAGUUGUGCGAAUAGACAACAAAAAGCCCAGGAACUGGGGUGUGUAAACAUACUUAACAUAUUGUAGAGCUCGGUAAUAUAUAUAUACAUAUAACCCUGCAGAAAUAGAUGAAUUACAAACUUUAUAUUGUGUGUGUAGCAUAACAUACUUCUUAAAUUCUUGUAUAAACAAAAUCGAUAUUCGUUCUCGAGUUUUCAUUUUUUUGUUAUUUUUAUUGUUUUUGCCAAAAAAAAAAACAAACAAACUUUAAUUUCCUUCUCAUAUAGGAAUUCGAAGUUUUCUUGAAAUGAGAAUUGCUUUUCAAGUGAAAACUUCUCUCGAGCGUUACAUCUAAAGAGAAAACGCAGCAUCGCGUUGAUUCAUCAUUACAUUACUCGCUCACAAAUGUUUUUAAGUGAAUCAAGGUGGAAGUUGACGCGAUGAACAUAGCAAUAUUAUAUUAGCACAGACACGAUCUUUUGUAUACUUAUAUUUUCCAAUAAUAACGUCUUACUGCCGUCGCUUCGCGCUUGACUUAUAGAUAUGCCGCGAAGCGAGAGAGAAAGAGUGUGUGAGAGAGAGAGAGAGAGAGAGAGAGAGAGAAAGAGAGAAAGAAAGAAAGAAAGAGAGAGAGAAUGAUAUCAAAUAAACUUUUGUAUAAUAACACAGGCAACUAUAUUAUAUAUUCACACUAGCUAACUUUGGGAAGAUCUGCUAAGAGUAUCUAAAAUUCUUUUGAUAUCAAUAUUGUACGUAAGAAGCCAAUAAUAUACUUUUAAUGUAGAUAUUUCAUGUGAUCGAUUGAUUCGGCCGUGUUCUGGUUAAACGGAUACGACAGCAUAACGUGAUCGCAUAUGAUAUAAUCUCGCCUUGCUUCUCUAACAAUCAAAACAAAAAGAAAAUUUCAAAUGUUUAAUGCAUCGUCACGAGCGGUAAGCGUCGUCAGUAAAAUGUUCUCUUCCUUUUAAUCAGGACACCGGCUUAAUAAGAACAUGUAUACAUAGAUAGAGUAAAUAUGUACGUAUACGCGGGGGUAUAUUCCUACGUAUCACUAUCGCGCUUCCUUUUGGCUGCAGAUUCUUUGAAGGAUUUCGACUUUCCUUUAGCUCUCGUGAGAUUGAAAGAGAGGUCUAAUUACGGAGUUAGUUAACAUUGGAAUUAAAGGAUUUCGCUUUACCGAAGGCACGUAGAUAACGAAGAACUUUGUUUUCAGAAAAUUUAAAGCGAACUUUACUCGCAACGGAAGAAUGAUUUGAAGCUUAAUCACCUACUUAACUUUUUAUAUCAAAAUGGCUCAGCAAUUAAAUUUGUUAAUUAAAGUAGAUUAAAAUGCCGCAAAUAAAAUCUUUUGACAUUAGCUAACGGAGUAUUGUUGUGCGUUUUAUCGUCACAACGAUCGUUGUCAGGUGCGAAUCGGUUCUUCUUAAAAGAAAAAAAAAAGAAAACUUUAAUCUAGAUUAAUUAACAAGCCGUAUAAAAUAAAAGGAAGUGUGGGGAAACAUGGAAUAUCGAAUUGUAUGUAAAUACACUAAUGGGAAUUAAAUCUCACGUCAGCGGUCGAUCGAUUGAGAGAAGACACGGUGCAUGUAGAAAAAAACCUUCCGUUCUAUUUGUGCGGCACGCAAGUUGUUUCUCGUCAGUGUACGCACAAAUUCGCACAAGUGUGCAAAAUCCCGAAACUAUUUCACACGAUUUAGGGGAAGGAUCUUUGCUGCGUUGUAAAUAAUUAUUGCAUAUUCCAUUAUCUCCCUCCCGUCCUGAUAAUUUCAAAUAGCUUUAUCACAGCGUGAAUACUUGCAUAAAUUUUCCCACGUAAGAAAAAUCGUCACACACAUACACACACACACACACGCACAUAUACACGCACAUAUGCAGCUAUAUUCUCUCAUAAUAUUGUAAAUAAAAGAGAAGAAAAGAGAGUAUAGAUAUAAGCUAACGAAACGUUAUAUUUCCAAGAUCGACAAAACUGUAAGAUAAUAGGCAGCUCGAUCUUAAUUCUAAGGUAGCAAGUAAAUUCAUCAAUGUUUUAAUAUAUGCGUGUCCAGUAAAAUGAGAAAAUUUGUACUCGAGGAAUUGUGGUGUAGUUGAAAUAAGAACGCGCGCUGUACAUUGAUUGGAACAUUUACGCCGUUAUAAAUACCAAUGCGUCUUAGUCUAAUUAACUAAUAUUUUGUUUAAUAAAAGCGAAGUUUUUUGGAACUUAUAUUGUGUUUAAUAAAAACGAUAUUGAGAACUAAACCGCCAGUUAGGUGCAUCUGCUAUUUUCAAACUGAAAUAAUUUCGCGAUAGGAUUUCAAAUUAAUCAUUGCAUCAAAUCGUGCAAGGUGCAACAUAUUGAAGACUAUAUACUUUUGAAAGCGUCUUUAUCAAAAAUAAACAAAAAGCUUCAAUCAAAAAUAAAAGUUAAAAAAUGUUG